Messenger RNA from Gadus chalcogrammus (walleye pollock), 1871 nucleotides. RefSeq names its product glomulin-like. The coding region runs from base 1 to 1794 and encodes 597 amino acids. Gene Ontology annotation, cellular component: cytoplasm. The record is from RefSeq and is a predicted model, not a curated record. Lineage: Eukaryota; Metazoa; Chordata; Actinopteri; Gadiformes; Gadidae. The transcript has 18 exons. Gene Ontology annotation, molecular function: ubiquitin-protein transferase inhibitor activity.
AUGGAGACACCAACGCUGUCCGUGGAUCAGAUCAGUGAUGUCAUCCAGAAAUGGAGAGAGACACCAGAGGAAGGAUGGACGCCAGAAGACGUCAAGCUCUUCCUUGACCUUGGAUACAGCUGCAUUGCUCAAGGGGAUGCAGCACAACUCCUAACAUUUCUUCAGGAUGUGAGAAACAAGGAAAUUGUCCAAUCUAUGGGCUGUGGUCUCCUGGCACCUCUUGCAAAUGAAAUGACUAAAAAGGAGAAGACUCUGGUCCAAUGUGAGAUGGCGAUGACUCACCUCACCAUGACCUGCAGGCCAAAUGAGCUCCUGUAUGGUCUGCUGAAAUUGAUGGACGAUACUGAUGCCAGUGUUAUUUCAAAUACCAUCAUAGCAUUGGCUCCACAUCUUCACACAGUGCUGCUUCGUAUGGGCGAGGGACGAGCGGCCUCUCUGGACUCGGCUCUGUCUUCCAUUCAGAAGCAGCUAUCCCGCCUGCCGGUGCCUUACACUACGCAGCUGGAAGAGUCGGACCAGUAUGGCCUGUGUCGCAGCUGUAGCGCCCUGACAGACUUUGUCAAGCCCUUCGUGGAGGAAGUGAAGGGAAAAUAUGGCAAGAAGAGCUCACAAUGUCUUGAAGACCAAGAGCUGAAUGAUGUGCUUCUUAAAUUCUGCAUGAGGUGCCUGAGAGAGCCAAUAUUCCAGGCUCAACUAGACCCCAGCAGAAAGUCCCCUCUGUGGUUCUUUGCAGUAGAGAUAAUGGCCAUAUUGGCAUCUCUUCAAAAGCCUUUGGCUGACCUCGUGCUGUAUGUACCCAAGAAGAGAAGCAUCGUGGUGGAGGAGACUCAGGAGACUGAUGAGUGCAGGGCGUCCUUUGCCUACCUGCUCUUCGUCCAGGGCAUCGGCAUAGACUACUUCCCUGCAGUGUUCAGCCCUAGGUUUAUACUUCAGUCUAACAUGGAAUACAUUAAUCUCCUGCUCAGUAGAAAAGACGAAUCAUACGUACUUAAAGGACUGGAAUUAUAUGCCCGAAGCUUGGACAGUGUAGAAGACGGUAGUCUUACAGUGGAUCUACUUGAACUGAAGACGUUCUACAGCGUUCAGCAGAACUUGCGACAUAUUCUCAUUGAGUGUCCAUCGCAAAAAUUGAGAGAGCGGAGCCUGCUGGUGCUUCAGUACUUCAUCAACAAGUUGAAUUCAAAGGCAAAACACAGAUUUUUCAGGUGUAUGCUGAAAACCAGCCAGCAUUCAGGAAUAGAGGGUUACAUCGUCAAAAACAUAAAAAAUCAGGUGGAAUUUUCAAUGAAGCCAGGGAACGAGAAUGAAUGGUUCUUUGGAGUGGAGUUUAUUUACCUACUGGAGCAGGCGCUGAGUUUACCACAGGGCGCUGAAACGUACCUGCUGCAGAACAUGGACAGGAUAAUGGAGGGCCUGAAUCUUCUACGUUAUCUUCUCAUCAGAGACAAAGAAUGGAAGAGCAAAUCAGCUGCUGUGUGGGAGGAACUGUGCCGUAUCAAAGAUGACCAUCUUAAAAUGAUGCGUCUUGGCAUCACCAUGUCAAGAACAUAUUACAUCAAUGAAGCAAAGACCCUGCGGGAGGAUUACAAACUGAAAGCAAGAGAGGCUCGGGCUGCAGCUAAAUCGACUCAGCCAAUCAAAGGCUUGAACAUGAAGCACGACAAGAUGGCUGAUAUGUCCCCAGAGGUCCAGUACCAGGUCAUCCAGAAUGCGUUGGUGUCCUUUGACCUAAUGGAAAGCCUUAUCUUUCGCAUUGAAGAGAUAAUGGAUGAGAAGGCCAAGAGUGUAAAUUAAGGAGAUUCAUUUUAAAGACUGAAAUAGUUAAGACACCCCAAUCAACCAAUUGCAGGGCACAGCAUUGACCAAAACAA